Ustilaginoidea virens is the source of this 552-nucleotide messenger RNA. RefSeq lists its product as uncharacterized. The record is from RefSeq and is a predicted model, not a curated record. The coding region runs from base 1 to 552 and encodes 183 amino acids. Lineage: Eukaryota; Fungi; Ascomycota; Sordariomycetes; Hypocreales; Clavicipitaceae. The transcript has 4 exons.
AUGCAGUUCAGUCCUUUUGGCACAGACAAGAAUUGCAAAUGCCUCGAGUGUAAUGCUCACCCUGCUCACCUCACCGAUUGGCAAUCCACGUGUAUUAUCAACCAAACUUCGGGCAAAGUGGUAUUGGGAGCCAGGAGGGAUCGGCUCGGCGGGCAGUCGCUGCAAGCAAGCGGAAUAUGGGAGCGUGAAAGCUAUACCACGACUUUCACAACCAUCCUCUUGCAGAUCAACGAGCGCAUCACGCAGUAUUCUCGCGCGAGAAAAAAACCACCUGUCACCGACUCGUCAGACACGCUACUAUCCGAGACGGGUGUAGCUCUGUCGCCUUGCGGACUCUGCUGGCCAAGCACACGUGCCAAUACCAAGUUGACGAUGCGGAAAUCUGAGGACCCGAGCUGGAGCCCCAUGCACGUCUGUUCUUCUGAACCGAGGAUGACCGCUAAGAUGCCAGAAAUGGACCUUUUGUAUCAUUCGCUGGGACAAAUCUGGGCCGGAGAGCCCGUCAUGCUUGCUGUCCUUGGCUGCUACCCAAGUCAACUAUCCACGAGGUAG